UGCACAUGUUUGAGUUCUGGAAGAAGAGUAAGAAGCUGGACUAUAAAAGCAGGGCUUUGCAAGAGGUCACAUCUUCUAUGCACAUCUCUUCUCACAGGGCUGAUAAAAAAGUCUGUUUUUCUCUCUGUUCACAAUGCGGCUUUAUGCAGCUUUGAUCCUGUUUAUGAUUCUGUCCACAGCAUGUGGAUUACAAUGCUACUCAUGUGCAAAAGCUCACCCUAAAGCCUGCACAGAGAUCAUAACUUGUCCUGAAUCCAUGAAAAGCUGUGUCUCUGCCAUUGUCAACGGUUAUGCCACUAAGUAUUGCAUGCAAAGUGAGCAUUGUGAAAAGCCCCUGGCUUGCUGUGAACAGGACUUGUGUAACAGCGCCAUACCAGCUGGUCCCAGUGUCAUCCUCCUGCUGACAUCCUCAGCCAUCAUCAUACUGUUUCUCUGAGGCUCUGCAUUGUACUGUUUUUCUUACCAAAUUUGUACAACUCAGGAAGCAUAAACUAUUUUUCUAAAUAGAAAAGCUGUUAAUGAGUACAGAUCAAUAUUUGUUCAAUAAACCACAAUAUGA
Toxotes jaculatrix (banded archerfish) is the source of this 559-nucleotide messenger RNA. RefSeq names its product lymphocyte antigen 6G-like. The coding region runs from base 134 to 436 and encodes 100 amino acids. NCBI's taxonomy places the organism in Eukaryota, Metazoa, Chordata, Actinopteri, Toxotidae. The record is from RefSeq and is a predicted model, not a curated record. The transcript is spliced from 3 exons.